UCUCUUCUUCGCGAGCGAGAGAGGAGCUUCGAAAAGGAAGGCAGGAAGCUGAAUAAAGAUCACUAAUUGCUGCAAAUCAAGAAUAACAGAAAUUAUUAUUGGUUCGGUGUCAUUUAUCCAAGUUGAGACGAAAAACAUCAAGCUAGGAAUGAAUUUCAAAGUUUAUCUCAUAUCAGGAAGGUCGUUCUUGGAAGAUUUGUUUUGGGACUGAUCUUGUACUUCAGGCGAAAAGCAAGUACAGAGUACAUGUUUGGAAAGCGCCUGUAGAAGCUUGACAAACUGUUGUAAAGGAUAGAGAGAUUCAUAUGCUAUGGAAAUAUCAAAUGACUCAACUACCAAGAAGACAAAGAGAUUGACUUCUGUUGUAUGGAAUCACUUUGAAAGGGUUAGAAAGGGUGACAUCUGCUAUGCUGUCUGCGUCCAUUGUAACAAAAAACUCAGUGGAUCAAGUAAUAGUGGAACCACACAUCUUAGGAAUCACUUAAUGCGAUGUCUGAAAAGAUCUAACAUUGAUGUGUCUCAACUGCAGGCUACAAAGAGAAAGAAAAAGGAUAAUACUGUUAGCCUUGUGAAUAUUAGCUUUGAUGAAGGAGAAAGAAAAGAUGAGUAUAUCAAGCCUCUAAAUUUAAAGUUUGAUCAUGAUCAGAAAAAGGAUGAAGUUAUCAAUCUGGGAUGUGGCAAGUUUGAUCAACAGAGGAGUCAGCUCGAUCUUGCCCGCAUGAUUAUUGUACAUGAUUACCCAUUAGCCAUGGUUGAUAACGUGGGAUUUAAAGUAUUUGUAAAAAAUUUGCAGCCAUUGUUUGAUGUAGUGUCAAAUGUUUCAGUAGAGCUUUCCUGCAUGGAAAUUUAUGAGAAAGAGAAGCAAAAGAUAUAUGAGUCAAUUAGCAAAUUGCAUGGCAGAAUUAACAUUGCUGUUGAAAUGUGGUCCUCAACCGAAAAUGCCCAGUACAUGUGUCUGACAGCACAUUAUAUUGAUGAGGACUGGACAUUACAGAAGAAGAUCCUGAAUUUUGUCAAACUUGAUUCUUCGCAUACUGAAGACAUGCUUUCAGAAGUAAUUAUCAAGUGCCUGAUGGAAUGGCAUAUUGAAUACAAAUUGUUUUCCAUGACAUUUGAUGAUUGUUUAACUGAUGAUGAUAUUGUCAUUAGGAUCAAGGACCGGAUUUCUGAAAAAAGGCCCCAUUUAAACAGCGGGCAAUUAUUUGAUGUACGCUCUGCUGCUCAUGGUUUGAAUUUGAUUGUUCAAGAUGCCAUGGAUGCACUUCGAGAGGUGAAUGAAAAAAUUCGAGGAAGCAUUAGAUAUGUCAAAAGUUCGCAAGUAAGGCAAGGAAAGUUCAAUGAGAUUGUCCAACAGCUGGGAAUUAACUGUCAGAGAAGCUUGAUUCUUGAUUGUCCAACUCAAUGGAACACAACAUAUCUGAUGCUUGAAACAGCCUUGGAGUAUAAGGCUGUUUUUAGUCUGUUGCAAGAGCAUGAAUCCUCCUACACAGCAGCUUUAACUGAUUCCGAGUGGGAGUGGGCAAGUUCCAUUACUAGUUAUCUGAAAUUAUUUGUCGAAAUUACAAAUGGUUUAUCAGGCAACAAAUUUGCAACUGCGAAUAUAUAUUUUCCCGAGAUUUGUCAUGUCCACAUCCAACUAAUUGAGUGGUGCAAGAGUCCAGAUGAUUUUCUUCGUUCCCUGGCACUGAAGAUGAAAACCAAGUUUGACAAGUAUUGGAGCAAAUGCAUUUUGGCUUUGGCUGUGGCAGCUAUUUUGGAUCCCCGAUUCAAAAUGAGGUUGGUGGAAUACUACUAUUCUUUAAUUUAUGGCAGUACUUCUCUGGAGAAAAUCAAGGAAGUUUCGGAUGGUAUUAGGGAACUUUUCGAUGCAUACUCUAUCAGCUCAACAUUGGUUGAUCAAGGUUCUGCUUUACCUGGCAGCAGCUUACCUAGUACUGGUGUGGAUUGUAGGGAUAGAUUAAAGGGCUUUGAUAAAUUUCUCCAUGAGACUUCUCAAAAUCAGAGUUUAAUAUCGGAUUUGGACAAGUAUCUGGAGGAACCAGUCUUCCCUCGCAAUUGUGAUUUCAACCUCCUAAAUUGGUGGAAAGUUCACACACCAAGGUACCCUAUCUUGUCGAUGAUGGCACGUGAUGUUUUGGGUACUCCCAUGUCAACUCUGGCACCAGAUUGGGCAUUCAAUGCUGGUGGAAGAGUGCUUGAUUGUCGAAGUUCGUUAAGUCCAGAUACUCGACAGGCUUUGAUAUGUGCACGAGAUUGGUUGCGGAUUGAAACACUGGAACUCAAUUCAUCCGCUGCUCUUAGUUCUCUAUGCUACAUAGAAGCAGAUUAAUUGGUUCAUGUCAUGCAAGGUUUGAUCUGCUACCUCAACAACUGGGUCUUUCUCUUCAGUCUGGUGUAGGGUGGCAUUGGAUGAAUCUACAUUUCACUGUUUAUGAAGAGAACCCUCUUCUACUUAUGAAGGAGCCAUUUACUUUUCAGUUUACAGAAUAUGGGCUUCCUAAUGGAAAACUUGUUCCUGAUGAAAAUUUUAGAUAAACCAAACUUAUGAAGAAGGGUACCGUGCUUUAUUUAAUUUUUCUUUUGGUCAUGACUUUUGCUUGCACAGUUGCUCUGUUAUAUGCUCCUUUAGCAAGUGGGGAAAGGCCUGCCCAAGGAAUAAAUCACAAAACUAUUUUUGCAUUAUGUUUGGAUUUCCAAGUUUCGUAAGUCAAGGGGUUCUGUCGGUUCUUCUAUUAAGGGCAAACAUGUAUAGAGCAUUGCAAUGAAAUGUUGGAGGAAUAGAAUACUCAUGUUGAUAUUAUGAAGGAUUGAUAUAUGAUUGUUUUUCUUUA
Molecule: messenger RNA, 2831 nt
Organism: Tripterygium wilfordii
Lineage: Eukaryota; Viridiplantae; Streptophyta; Magnoliopsida; Celastrales; Celastraceae
Product: zinc finger BED domain-containing protein RICESLEEPER 1-like
Exons: 5
Coding region: 311-2329 (672 amino acids)
Molecular function (GO): DNA binding; protein dimerization activity
Source: RefSeq, a predicted model, not a curated record